AUGUACAAGGCUGUCAUCGCCCUCUUAGCAGGCUCAUCUGCAGCUACGGCCAUUCCCGAUUUCUUUCCUCGAAGCCCCUCCUCCAGUGCAGCGAAAGCUUGCUCCCAACUCAAAGCAACCUUUCCAAGCAAUUAUGUCGACUCGUCAAGCUCCAACUACCAGGCUGAAGUGGAGCUUAAUUGGUCAACGAAUUGUGAACUUCCCGCGGCAUGCUUCUUUACACCUACUAGCACCGACAUGGUCGCCAAAGGGCUUUCCAUUGUGACGAAGGCGGGUUCUCAGUUUGCUAUCCGGAACGGUGGGCACAAUCCCAAUGUCAAGUUUGCCAGUGUGGAUGGGAGCGGCGUGUUGUUCGACAUGGGCCAGAUGAAGUCCCUAACUUUGAGUUCCGACAACUCUAUAAUCCAUGCCGGUACGGGCAACAAGGGUGGCGACGUCCAGAAAAUUGCAGACUCUGUCGGAAAGUCUGGAGUUACUGGUCUAAACACUGGCGUCGGCAUCUCUGGUCUCACGCUCGGCGGUGGCUAUACUCUUUUCUCUCAGCUCAACGGUUUGGUCACAGACAAUAUAGCGAACUUCGAAGUUGUCCUUGGUGACUCUUCCAUAGUCAAUGCCAAUGCAACCAGCAACACGGAUCUCUACCGUGCCCUCCGCGGGGGAGGCAACAACUUCGGUAUUGUCACUCGCUUCGACAUGCGGACGUCGCCCGUUCACAAUAUCUGGUACACACUCUUUACACUUGACCCAAAGGACUACGCCAAGUUCAUGCCCGCCCUUGCGCAGGUUCAGGCCAAUAUGGAAAAGGACCCCAAGGCCAAUGUCUACAUGCUAGCCGCAAAAAACGAAGUCGAAGUCGCACUCUUCUAUGCCGAACCCGCAAGCGCAAAACCCGACGCCUUUGCUCCACUCCUGAAUAUCACUCCCCUCGAAACCCCCGUGCCCCCAACAAACGGAACAGUAUACAAGCUCGCGCAAAUCAUGUCACCGCCUGAAAAUUCCGUCGUGCGCCAGAUCGAUUCUGUCAUCACUAAGCCUAAUGCCGACUACUACGUCGCCCUAUUCAAGCAGAUCCUAGAGCAAGCCCCUACUUCAGGCUCUGAAACUGACCUCGUCCUCGCAAUCAAGCCAAUGGGCUCGCGCGUCCCCUCCGUCGGCACAGCAAAAGCCGGCGGCGUGCCCAACUCGCUCAACAUGCCGCCCAUCUCGCAGACCUGGACGUCCAUUCUCGUGCAGUACAAAGACAACAAGGACAAGGAUAUGAUGACGCAGAUCCAGAAGAAUAUGGAUACGUGGAUGACGGCUAAUGCGCGCAAGGCCAAUUUGCUUCUUCCUAAUCUGUUUGCUAAUGAUGCUGGGGCGCAUCAGAACGUCAUGGCGAGCUAUGGAUCGGAGAGCUUGGAUAAUCUCAAGGCUGUGAGUAGGAAGUAUGACACUGCACAGGUAUUUCAGAAGCUACAGGCGAAUGGCUUCCUGGUUUCAAAGGCGUAG
Messenger RNA from Cucurbitaria berberidis CBS 394.84, 1488 nucleotides. RefSeq names its product FAD-binding domain-containing protein. The record is from RefSeq and is a predicted model, not a curated record. Gene Ontology annotation, molecular function: FAD binding. The transcript has a single exon. The coding region runs from base 1 to 1488 and encodes 495 amino acids. Lineage: Eukaryota; Fungi; Ascomycota; Dothideomycetes; Pleosporales; Cucurbitariaceae.